AUGGAAACCUCGAAACGGCCUCUCGUCCUCCACGAAUUCGCCACGCCCAACGUCCUGCUAUGGGCAGCCCUCAUGAUCCCAAACCGCCUUCUGGCCACCACGUUGAUACUCCCACUGCUUGCACUGUCGUACUACAAUCUCCUGCAGACCACAUCUCCGAGCCCGUCGGCCAGCUUCAUUGUGGGCUCAUACGUGAUGUACCACGUAUUCGCCUCCAUCAAUCUCCUCCUGCUGCGGGACCCUCGCACAGAGUUCCGGAGACUGCCCAUUACCGCGGGGGAGACGAAGAAAAACGAAGAAGAAGAAGGAGAAGCAUACCCACGUGACCUGAAACGCAGGAUAUGGUGGACUUUCGACCUGAUAGUCACCAUGCGCGGCAUUGGCUGGUCCUGGCAAAUACGGCCCAUCCCGCCGCUCUCCUCCACAGAGGUAGAGUCCCGGAGCGUCUACCUCCGCCGCCGCUUCAAUCGGAUCCUCAUAAUCUACGCAUGGCUCGAUAUGGCCAUGUUCUUGGUGCAGCACGUCGACCGCGGAUACUUCCUCCCUCCCGGAAACGCAUAUGAAGACCCCUCCGUCAAGGAACCAGUAUAUCCGAGCCUCUUCUUACGGAGCACCCGCCCCCAGCAGCACCCCGUGCCCCUCGGCCUCCCCGAAAUCCCCCCCGGCGCACUCGGGCUGCUGUACCGUGUAUCUCUCUACACCACCCGCCACAUGCUCACCGGCACACUCCUCUACGUCUCCCUCAACGGUGGCUACACGCUCGUCUCCCUGGCCGCCGUUCUCCUCGGCGCCCUCCUCGGCACCGAAGACGGCUGGCGCAGGCGCUACCUGCACUGGCACUCAUGGCCCGACAUGUUUGGCAGCUGGUCAGCGGGUGACUGGGGGCGGGGCACCACGGGCUGGUGGAGCAGGGCGUGGCACGGCCUCUUCAAAAACGUGUUUACGGCGCCGGCACGGUGCGUUGUACGCCGGUGUGGCCUUGGUCGGGGCUCUCCCGCGGCGGCAGUGAUGCAGCUGGGGUGGCCGUUUGCGCUGUCGGCGGCGAUGCAUUAUGGCGGUGCGUAUACGCAGGCGGGGGGCGGGUGGGGGUCUGCGCGGUUCUUCUUGUGGCAGCCGGUCGGGGUGGGGAUUGAGAUGGCGGUGGUGCGGUGGUGUCCGAGGUGCGUGUAUGAGGGGGAGGGGGUGGUGCAGGGGUGGGUGAGGAGGUGGGGCCCGUAUGUGUGGGCGAAUAUGUGGUUUGUGGUGACGAGUGGGAGCUUCUUUGAGGAGGUGAAGUAUGGCGGGAUGUGGGCGAUGCAGCCGGUGCCGGUUAGUGUGUGGAAGUGGGUGGCGGGGGUCGGGGCGUGGUGUUGGGGGAGGGAGACGCCGGUGGGGUGGAGGGGAUGGUGGGAGUGGGAUGAGAGUAUGGGGGGGUGGGGGGUGAGGAUUUAG
Morchella sextelata is the source of this 1431-nucleotide messenger RNA. RefSeq lists its product as uncharacterized. The transcript has a single exon. Bases 1 to 1431 code for a protein of 476 amino acids. The record is from RefSeq and is a predicted model, not a curated record. Lineage: Eukaryota; Fungi; Ascomycota; Pezizomycetes; Pezizales; Morchellaceae. Gene Ontology annotation, biological process: lipid metabolic process.